AUGCACCUCCUCGCCAAGCCUCAGCCUGCGGGAUCUGGGGAGGCUGCCGCCAGCACACCGCCCGGUCCCCCGCGCCCGCUUGCCGCCGCCCGGGGGUCUCUCCCGGGGGCCCCCGCCGCCGCCCCCUCGCACAUGAAGAUGUACGUGCAAAGGGCUCUGGUGCUGCUCUCCCUGCUGAGCUUCGCCACCGUGAGCCUCUCGCUGUCCUCCUGCACCACCUUGGACCUGGACCACAUCAAGAAGAAGAGGGUGGAAGCCAUCCGGGGGCAGAUCCUGAGCAAGCUGCGGCUCACCAGCCCCCCCGAGACCGUGGGGCCGGCCCAUGUGCCCUACCAGAUCCUGGCCCUCUAUAACAGCACCCGGGAGCUGCUGGAGGAGAUGGAGGAGGAGAAGGAGGAGAGCUGCUCUCAGGACAACACCGAGUCCGAAUACUAUGCCAAAGAGAUCCAUAAAUUUGACAUGAUCCAGGGCCUCCCCGAGCACAAUGAGUUGGGCAUUUGUCCAAAAGGCGUCACCUCCAACGUGUUCCGCUUUAAUGUGUCCUCGGCAGAGAAGAACAGCACCAACUUGUUCCGAGCCGAGUUUCGGGUGCUGCGCGUGCCCAACCCGAGCUCCAAACGCAGCGAGCAGCGCAUUGAGCUCUUCCAGAUCCUUCGGCCGGAUGAGCACAUAGCAAAGCAGCGCUACCUCAGUGGCAGGAAUGUGCAGACACGGGGCUCCCCUGAGUGGCUGUCCUUCGAUGUCACCGAGACUGUGCGUGAGUGGCUUCUGCACAGAGAGUCCAACCUUGGCCUGGAAAUUAGCAUACACUGUCCUUGCCAUACUUUUCAGCCCAACGGGGACAUCUUGGAGAAUUUGCACGAGGUCUUGGAGAUCAAGUUCAAAGGCAUUGACAGUGAGGAUGACUAUGGCCGUGGGGACUUGGGGCGCCUGAAGAAGCAGAAAGACUUGCAUAAUCCCCACCUCAUCUUGAUGAUGUUACCCCCACAUCGGCUGGAGAGUCCAGCGUUGGGAAGCCAGAGAAAGAAGCGGGCCCUGGAUACCAACUACUGUUUCCGGAACCUGGAGGAGAACUGCUGCGUGCGUCCUCUGUACAUCGACUUCCGACAGGACCUUGGCUGGAAAUGGGUCCACGAACCUAAAGGCUACUUUGCUAACUUUUGUUCAGGCCCCUGUCCGUACCUCCGCAGUGCAGACACCACUCACAGCACGGUGCUGGGCUUAUACAACACGCUGAAUCCUGAGGCAUCCGCUUCGCCCUGCUGUGUCCCCCAGGACCUGGAGCCGCUCACUAUCUUGUACUAUGUUGGGAGGACCCCCAAAGUGGAGCAGCUCUCCAACAUGGUGGUGAAAUCCUGCAAGUGCAGCUGAAAGGCACCCUGGCCCACCCAAAGCCAAGAGAGAAACUGUCAGCACCCACUCUCCUGCUCCCAGGCUAACACAAAAGGAACUGGGGGUCAGAGACUAUGCAUGCAGAGGGCUGAGUGCCAAAGCCUGUGGCUUCGGGUCUGGCAGCCCUUGGGGAUCUCUUCUGGAACAUUUCUUGGUCUUGUUGGCAGUGUCAUGUUCCUUCUGGGAGUUACUUUAGUGACACGAAGGCCACACUCUCCAAAAUGGCUGGACAGUUGGUGCAGAAGAAGAGAGGGUGGAGGAACUGCUGUGUAUUUGAAUGCUGGGUGGUUAGGCUGGGAAAGCAAGGGAAUGAGAAAGAGCAGGUGAAAGGGGGAAUGCAAAUGGGGAGAUGUUUUCUAUUCUAGCUUUAGCUAUCUUAGGACCUCAGCCCUCCCCACUGCCCUGAAGAACUAAAGGUUUCCCCUGUAGGAGGAAACCCUGAAAGUUUCUUUAGAGAAAGAAAAUGCACCAAGAAGGGAAGCUGCUGAGAGAAGAAAUGCUCAGAGAUACACUUAGACUUUUGUUCCUCAGACCUGUGAUCCAGGAGUCCUGCAGCUGAAACUCUGUGUCUGCCAAACCUGUUAAGUUCAGUUGGCAGAUCCUGGCUAUUGGUUUCUAAAUGCAAACUGCAAGGCUCCCAGCUGGCCUGCUGAGGGUGGGCAAAUACACGAAAGAGGGUGCUGAGUCCAUUUUUAGAGAGACU
Molecule: messenger RNA, 2095 nt
Organism: Haliaeetus leucocephalus (bald eagle)
Lineage: Eukaryota; Metazoa; Chordata; Aves; Accipitriformes; Accipitridae
Gene: TGFB3
Product: transforming growth factor, beta 3
Exons: 7
Coding region: 1-1371 (456 amino acids)
Biological process (GO): transforming growth factor beta receptor signaling pathway; SMAD protein signal transduction; BMP signaling pathway
Cellular component (GO): extracellular region
Molecular function (GO): type II transforming growth factor beta receptor binding; cytokine activity; growth factor activity
Source: RefSeq, a predicted model, not a curated record